Messenger RNA from Amorphotheca resinae ATCC 22711, 2705 nucleotides. RefSeq lists its product as hypothetical. The coding region runs from base 109 to 2469 and encodes 786 amino acids. The record is from RefSeq and is a predicted model, not a curated record. The transcript has a single exon. Gene Ontology annotation, cellular component: cytosol. Gene Ontology annotation, biological process: adenine biosynthetic process; 'de novo' IMP biosynthetic process. NCBI's taxonomy places the organism in Eukaryota, Fungi, Ascomycota, Leotiomycetes, Helotiales, Amorphothecaceae. Gene Ontology annotation, molecular function: phosphoribosylamine-glycine ligase activity; ATP binding; phosphoribosylformylglycinamidine cyclo-ligase activity.
ACCCCACUAAGAAUAAAUAUUCUCACAACUCGUUGUACGCAACCCAUGGACUGGGCUUCAUAAUUCAGAAUCCAACCUUCAACGUUGCUCUCGCCCAAUCAAACAAAGAUGGACCGCAUUCGCAUCCUGCUGGUUGGAAAUGGCGGCCGCGAACAUGCGCUUGCUUGGAAGCUCAGUCAGUCGCCCUUGGUGGAGUCGAUAAUUGCGGUCCCGGGUAAUGGUGGAACGUCGACCUGCCCGAAGGUUACCAACAAUAACAGUGUCAAGGCGGACGACUACCCCGGUCUUGUAGCAUUGGCGCAGAAGCACAAUGUCAACCUGGUGGUGCCUGGACCGGAAGCUCCGCUGGUUGACGGCAUCGAGGGCUACUUCAAGGCAGUUGGAAUCCGGUGUUUCGGGCCCUCCAAAUUGGCGGCGCGUAUGGAAGGGAGCAAGACCUUCUCGAAGGAUUUCAUGAAGAAAUACAACAUCCCUACUGCGGCCUACGAGAACUUCUCGGAUUACGAAAAAGCGAAGAAAUACCUCGACAGCGUCGAUCAUAAUGUUGUGCUCAAGGCGAGCGGUUUGGCAGCUGGAAAAGGUGUCAUCAUUCCUGCGACUAAGGAAGAAGCACACGCAGCAUUGAAGGAGAUCAUGGUUGACAAAGAGUUCGGGUCAGCUGGAGACGAAGUUGUGAUUGAGGAGUUUUUGGAAGGUGAUGAGCUCAGCAUCCUUACUUUCAGUGAUGGUUACACGAUCCGAUCAUUACCUCCCGCGCAGGACCAUAAGAGGAUUUUUGAUGGUGAUCAAGGACCAAAUACUGGUGGAAUGGGCUGCUAUGCGCCUACAAAUAUUGCCACGAAGGAGUUGAUUGAAGAAAUUGAACGAACAGUUCUUCAACCUACCAUAGACGGCAUGAGAAAAGAGCGCUUUCCGUUCGUUGGGACUUUGUUCACCGGUUUGAUGAUCACAAAGAACGGCCCAAAAUGCUUGGAAUACAAUGUCCGCUUUGGAGACCCAGAGACACAGACGCUCUUACCCCUGAUAAGCAAGGAUACAGACCUUGCAGAAAUUAUGAUUGCUUGCACAGAAGGAUGGCUUGAUAGUGUAUCAGUCAAAAUCGAUGCGAAAUCCAGUGCCACAGUUGUUGUAGCCGCAGGCGGAUACCCUGGCUCUUAUGCAAAAGGCACACCUAUGAAGGUCGAUUCACCACCUGCCGAUACAAAUAUUUUCCACGCUGGCACAGUCAUCAAAGAUGGGCAGCUUCAAACUUCUGGCGGCCGUGUCAUCGCAGCGCAAGCCACAGCUGAGAAUCUGGAGGAAGCAGUGAAGAAGGCAUACGCAGGGGUGGAAUUCAUCAAAUUCGACAAGAUGUUCUACAGAAAGGACAUCGCACACCGGGCAUUCAAGCCAAAGGCUUCUACCAAGGAAGCGCUUACCUAUGCCUCGGCCGGAGUCAACAUUGACGCUGGUAACGAAUUCGUCGAACGCAUUAGGAAAGCCGUUGCUUCUACACGGAGACCUGGAGCCGAUGCAGAAAUUGGUGGCUUCGGUGGAGAGGUCGACUUAGCCAAGGCUGGCUACACCAAUGCACCUAUCAUGGUGGGUGCUAUUGAUGGCGUUGGCACAAAACUCAUGAUUGCUCAAGCAAUGAACAAGCAUGAUACUGUCGGCAUCGAUCUCGUUGCUAUGAACGUUAAUGACCUAGUCGUUCAAGGCGCAGAGCCUCUCAUGUUCCUCGAUUAUUAUGGAUGUAGUCAAUUGAAGCUUGAGAAUGCUGCGGCCUUUGUUGAAGGGGUCGCAGCCGGCUGCAUUCAGUCGAAAUGCGCCCUUGUGGGUGGAGAAACGGCUGAAAUGCCUGGCAUGUACCAGCGCGAUGACUACGACGCCGCUGGUGCUGCAAUUGGAACAAUGUCAAAGGAUCUGAGACUGCCGCAGAAAGAACAGAUGGUUGAAGGUGACAUUCUACUAGGGCUAGCGUCGAGUGGUGUACAUUCGAAUGGCUUCUCGUUAGUACGAAGAAUCCUGGAGAGGGAGAAGGUGUCAUACUCAGACAUUGCCCCCUGGGACAACUCAACUACAGUUGGAUUGAGUUUGCUAACCCCUACCAAAAUCUACGUUUGUCCUCUCCUAAAUGUCAUCAACAAGGGACUUGUUAAGGGGCUCUCUCACAUCACCGGAGGUGGCUUGUUGGAAAACGUUCCCCGGAUGUUACCUCAACAUCUAUCUGCUGAGAUCGACGUAUCCACAUGGCAGUUGCCUGCUGUCUUCAAGUGGCUGAAGCGUGCGGGCAAUGUCGCAUCUGAAGAGAUGGCACGCUCGUUCAACACCGGAGUGGGUAUGGUUGCCGUGGUCAGUGGAAGCAACGCACAGCAAGCCAUCAAGGAGCUCGAGGCAGCAGGCGAGACGGUCUUUACGGUUGGGAAGCUUGUACCUCGGACUGGAUCAGAUAAAGGCUGUGUCCUGAAAAACUUGUCGUCUUGGGAUUGAACAGGGUGUCCAAGGCGCAUGGGUAGAGAAAAGUAUUGAGCGGUACUUUGUCCGCCAGAGGGUUUAGAGCGCAAGUAGUUACGUUACCAUGCUUCAGAUGAACAAGAGACAGACUACAAGGUGUUCAUAGAACAAUUCCAUGAUAAUUGCUGUGGCUGAUUGCUUGCUAUGUGUGGCUUUUGCGUUGUCCAGUAUAGUAGAUCAGGAAGCUAAUAAUAGGUACCUGGGUCCUGUGU